Messenger RNA from Humulus lupulus (European hop), 1665 nucleotides. RefSeq lists its product as uncharacterized. Bases 1 to 1665 code for a protein of 554 amino acids. Lineage: Eukaryota; Viridiplantae; Streptophyta; Magnoliopsida; Rosales; Cannabaceae. The record is from RefSeq and is a predicted model, not a curated record. The transcript is spliced from 2 exons.
AUGAGGAGGCACAAAUAUGCUACCCAAAGGGCUUCUAAAAUUCCAAAUGACCCUAUUGAUUCCAAUACUGAGCAUCUGUCAAGUCCAAUAGAUGAUAGUGACUUGGACAUGGAGUGGAGAAAAGGAAGUCUUGACAGUUCGAGAAAAGAAGAAGACACAUCUGAUAGUGACUUGGACAUGGAGUGUGAUGAAGCUAACAAAGAUGACUUAUAUUAUAGUGAUGAGGAUGGUCACAUUGGUUGCAAAAGAGCGCAAUGUUCAAAAAAAGAGGUUGAUCCAAACUCUGAAAUGCCAGUUUCAGAGGUUGAGCCAAUUUACAGGAAUGGGAAGAUAAUGCUUAGGUUGUGGAAAAAAUUCAGGGACCACAAGCACUUUUGGGAUGUGUUGAAAGAUUUUGCUAUUCAGGAAGGAUUUGAGUUGCGAAAAGUGAAGCAUGCUAGAACCAGAGUGACUUCAACUUGUCGAGCAGAAGGAUGCUCAUGGAGGAUCCAUGCAUCCUUAUCGCCUGAUAAAAGAAAAUUUAUCAUCAAAACAUAUAAUCCAGAGCACAAAUGUCAGUGUGUAGUGAAGAAUAGGAUAGCAACAUCAGGCUGGAUUGCAAAGAAGCUUUUGAAGAGUUUUGCAAGAACACCUGAUUUGAGUUUGCAAAAAAUGAGGGAUGAGUUGAAAGACAAUUUUGGCAUUGAAGCCACUAACAAACAACUAUGGAAAGCUAGACAGAAAGCAAGAGGAGAUGUGGGAGGUGGUUAUGUACAGUCUUAUGCAAAUUUAAGACGAUAUGCUGUUAUGGUUCAUAACACUAAUCCCAGAAGUUCUACUAUUGUACAGAGCCAGCUGGUGUCAAUCAUGAGUGAGGAAGAAGGAACAAUGCAGCCACAGUUCAAGCGUAUUUUCAUAUGUUAUGAAGGGUUCAAAAGUGGGUUCUUAGCUGGAUGCCGACCAUUUUUUGGCUUAGAUGGUUGCCAUUUGAAAGGGCCAUACAAGGUCAUCUUCUUUGUUGCUGUAGAGGUUGAUGCAAACCUCCACUUUUACCCUCUUGCUUAUGCAAUCGUGGAAGCUGAAAAUACAGAAAGUUGGCGUUGGAUUUUAAAGCAAUUAAUCAGAGAAAUUGGGGAAACGACCAAUGGUCAGCCAUGGUGUAUCAUGAGUGAUAGACAAAAGGGUUUGAUUGAGGCUGUGGCAGCCAUCCCAAAUGCAGAACAUCAUUAUUGUUGUUUUCAUGUCGAGAACAACAUGAUAAAAAAGUUUGGUACAUCACAACUUAGAGGCAUGUUUUGGGCAGCACUUGAGACAGCAAAUUUUGACAAUUUUAAGCAUAUAAUGGUCAUGAUAAAGCAAUUCAAUAUGGAGGCACAUGAGUGGUUGUCAAAUAUAGACUUUGGCCAUUGGACUUUGAGCAAGUUUGACACAAGAACAAAGGUUGAACACCUCACAAACAAUUUUGUUGUGUCGUUUAACGAUUGGAUAGAGGAGCAUCGCUACAAGCCUCCCAUUGAAUUGUUGGAAGGGUUAAGAAUAAAACAUGCAGAAAUGUUGUGUACACGGAAAGAUGUAGAUGAAAGAUGGGAGCAGAAGCUCACUCCAAGGGUCCAUCUAAAGGUAAAUGAAUUGCUCAAGAAAAGUCGACUAGCACAUGUAACUAGGGUUGGUCAAGAAGAAUUUUAG